Messenger RNA from Stylophora pistillata, 2588 nucleotides. RefSeq lists its product as uncharacterized. NCBI's taxonomy places the organism in Eukaryota, Metazoa, Cnidaria, Anthozoa, Scleractinia, Pocilloporidae. The record is from RefSeq and is a predicted model, not a curated record.
GAGAAAGAGAGAGAGCGAGAGUUCCUUUGGGUACCCCAGCUAGUGGAAGUUGGGUUUGCUGGAGCGGUUGAACGUUGACUGCAGAACGAAAAUGUCAGAGCAAGAGGGUCAAUGUGAGAGUUUAAGCACUUGGAUAAACAGCACUGACGCCAAGAGAGAGUUUUUCCUUAGCAGUGACGACUUGAACAGGCUGAAAUACCAAUGCCGUCGUCGUGCCAGAGGAAGGCCCACGAAAUUGUGGAAUCCUGAAGAUUUGAAGAAAGCGGCAAUAGAGAAGUACGGACAGGAAGAAUUCCAAGCCAAGAUUGACAAAAGAGCUCAUCGAAAGCCGCAUCAUUGUGCAAUUUUCAACAAUAAUGGUAAGGAAUUUAUUGAGAGUAUAAAGCACACUGAGGGAAAGAAUGGAAAGAGAGCACUCAGUGAGGAUGGUGAGGAUGGUAAUGAUAAAGUUGAUGACGAGUCUUAUGCUGGACUAGAAGAGCUUUGUGGUAUUGUUAAGAAAUGCAAUAAGAACCAACUGGAACAGAUUGUAACACUUAUGGCACAAAAGAGUUCUUCAUUUUUGGAACUUUUUGAGAAGGUAAAACUAGUUUCCUUAUUACCGAGAUCAAAAUUCCAGAUAGUUUAUCCAGAGCUUGCAAAACUCCUUUCUACAGCAGAUGAAGAGAAUUACUCAGGUCAUACAGAAUGUACGGAUGAUGAUGAUGAUGAUGAUGAUGAUGAUGAUGAUGAUGAUGAUGAUGAUGAUGAUGAUGAUGAUGAUGAUGAUGAUGAUAAUGAUGAUGAUGAUGAUAAUGAUGAUAAAGAAGGUGGAGAUGAUGUAUCAAAUUUGGACUUAGAAGGGUCAUGGACCCUGUGUAUUGUUGCUCCUCCUUGUAGAAAAGGUGAAGAAGGGUCAUUGGAUGUAAUUUUUUUUUGCUCAGGGUCCAGUGUUGAUGGCAGUAUUUGUUUUCCAUCUUCAAGUUGUUUAGGGGAUAUUGUGGGAUUUAAAACAACCUGCACAAUGGAGGACACAAGGAUUUGUUUUAAGACAAGAAGUGAAUUGAAGCAUGAAUGGUACACCGGUGUAUUAGAAACUUGCAUUUCAAGAGAUGAGAAAGGAUUUCAAGUUUCAGGGUCUUUUUGGCCAGGUUUCAAAGAGCAAGAUUUGCCAAAUGCUAUACAGUUUAUUGGAAGAAAAGCUGAGGGCUGCUGCAAUUAAAAUCCAAUAAGGAAACAAAAUGGCAUCCUGAAGACUCUAAAAUUUAGGUCAAUGAACAUUUCUUUUCCAUUGUAUCUUGUUAAGGGGUGUAGCGAUUUAUCAAAGGUGAGCAGACAUGGUAUCAGGGUUCUUGUUAAAAGCUGGUCAGAAGCUCAGAAGUCAGAAAAUGUGGGAGAAAUUAUUUUAAAAUUGAUUCCAACCAAAAUAUCUAUCCAAAAAAGAUACUAAAAUGUGUCCCAGCACACUGGGGAGUAUACCCCCAGACCUCUCUUGAAUGGCAUUUUGCUUUGCAAUAUUCCAUACUUGCCAUGCAAACAUUCAGUUUAGCUGCCCUCUCGGUUUAGAUCAUUUUUUUAAUGACAACAUUCAGGAUCGAGACUGUGGAUCGAUGUUAUGAUUGUCUAUAUUUACUGAAAGUAAGAGUUUGCUGCAAAUAUUGAGACAAUUAAGUACAUGAAAUUAAGACUUACUGUCAAAAAACCAACAACAACAACGAAAGUAAACAAAGUGUAACAUAUUGUCUUUUAGAGGGCUCUCAUAAAGAACACUGCUCUGUAGAUAAAAGCAAUAUAUUCCAGAAGCUUAAAAAAGUCAAAAAGGAAAAAGGCUAAGAGGAGGAAAUCAGACAUGAAAGAGAAAUGUCUGUCAAUCAGUUUUUUGGUCAGGAAAUCAACAGUCAAUUUUUUAUUUGAUCUAACUGAAGCAAAUUUUUAUAUUUUUUUGUACAAGCAGAGAAAAACACACAAAAUAUGUUUGUUUAAGAUGUGCCCUCAAGCAUGCAAAAGAAUAAUGAAAUUCCAAACUUUGUUACAAGCAACUUGUACAGGGUAUUCGGUGUUUAGAUCACAACCACACAGCUUGAGCAGUUUUUUCCAAACAGAAUAUUUCAAAAUUAAGCAGAACUGUUUAGUUAUUAUUUUGUUAAUUUCCAGGAGAUGUUAGGGGGAAAUGGUGAGAUGACAACUAAAUACUACCAGUCAGAGGGGAUGGGAUUUUAAAACUAGAACAAAACCUUUAAAUCUUGAUUCUUAUUUGAGCUUUUACUCAGUAUGAUGAAGAUGAAGAAAAUUUGAAACUCAUUUUUGUCAAGAAGAUACAUCAGAGAAGGAUACUAAAGUAUGUUUUUCUUUUUAACUAUAAUUUAAAUCUGUUUGUCAUCUUGUUUUCCUGGAUUCAUUGGAAAGUCUUUGGCAACUGACUGUGUCGUUAAAGGAGUGUUGUGAGUACAUAUGACUAAGUAGAUCUGGCACUGUAGUCCUUUUGUAAUACAGGCUUCUUCAGUGUUUAAAUAUGCCACUAGAUACGGGGUUGUUAUAGAUGGAAUGUCAUUUUACAGUUAGAUGAGUGGCUUAUCGCUGUAAUAAAUUUGGAAUCAUAUUUCAUGUUA